UAUAUGACCUUUAUGAUUUUCUCUACAGAUAGAGAUAUCUUAAAAACCAAUCCAGUCGAAUGCAAAAGCAGCACCAGAUUUGCGUAAAACCCACUUGAUUGCUUCACCUUCCUCAGCUCUCUCUCUCUCUCUCUCUCUCUCUCCAUAACUUGAACUCUAAGUAUGAUUUAUCCUUGUCGCCUUUAUAUCAACAGAAAAUUUUCUUGAUUUUUCCACUCUUGCAACAGAGACAUAUAUUCCCACCUCUGAAUCUUUUCCAUGCCCGAGAAAUCAAGCUAGCUAGCAGAGGCAUAGUACAACAUUGUCCUCACAACAGUCUUUGCAGGAUGGGGCGACAUUCGUGCUGCAUAAAGCAGAAAUUAAGGAAAGGCUUAUGGUCUCCUGAAGAAGAUGAGAAACUUUUCAAUUACAUAACAAGAUUUGGUGUUGGUUGCUGGAGUUCUGUUCCUAAACUAGCUGGAUUGCAAAGGUGUGGAAAGAGCUGCAGAUUGAGAUGGAUAAACUACUUGAGACCUGAUUUGAAGAGAGGAAUGUUCUCACAACAGGAGGAGGAUCUGAUUAUCAGUCUUCAUGAAGUUCUUGGCAACAGGUGGGCUCAAAUUGCUGCACAAUUACCAGGAAGAACAGACAAUGAGAUUAAGAACUUCUGGAAUUCUUGUUUGAAGAAGAAGCUAAUGAAGCAGGGGAUUGACCCGACCACCCACAAGCCAAUAAGCCAAGUACUUGAACCAAAAGAGGAGAAAAAAUGUACAGAAACAGCAUCUUCACACAUACCACAGUCUCUAGGAUUUCCAACUGGCUCAACCAUGGCUUCACAGAGUCCAGCAUUUCUAGUUGACGACUCGAAUUUCUGUGAUGGUGGACUAACAGAAGCUUCAAGAUCAGAGCAUUUCAUGUACAAGCCUGCUUUUGAUCCAAUGUCAUACUUUGAAUUCCAAGCGGUUACCGAUUCAAAUGGGUACAAUUCUUCAAGUUUCGUUCCUCAGCAUCAGAAAAUUUUUGAGACAUAUUCCAAUUUUGGAUUCACUUCAAUGCCGAGUCUGACAAAUUCCGACCAUGGAAACUUGUCCGGAACAGAGUUUUCUGACAACUCUGUUUCAAGAAUGAGCUCCUUUCUUAUGAAUGAUGUGAAGGAAAAUUCCAGCAAUAGCUCAAACUUAAGCAGUUACGCCGGAUUCCAGGUGAACAAUAUGGUGGAAAAUAAUGCAGUCUUCUCAUGGGACGAGGAGAACAAGUUAGACUGUUUGUUUCAGUAUCAGGUCAAUGGGAUAAAAUCCGAGGAAUUGAAGCCAAUCUCUUGGCAAGAAGGUCAGCUUCAUGCUCAAAAUUCAGUAGAUUUCAGUAGCUAUCCGUCAACGUCGCUGUCAGAAGAUCUAGCAGGAGGAAAUUUUGAUGUCUUCCAGCAGAUAUGAACUGUAAAUUCCCUCCCCCCACCCCCCGUUUUUUUUUCUUUUCUUUUUUUUUUCUUUUACUUUCUCCCUACAUAAACAAAUACGUACACAAAGAUGUUGAUAUUACGGGGAAUUUCACCUGAAAGUUUGAGCUGAAGUACUUUUUUUUUUUUUUGGCUUCGUAGGAGAUCGAUAAUAAUCAUUUAGCUGAUCUUUCUUUGAGAUUUGAUUUGUAUUUCC
Messenger RNA from Alnus glutinosa, 1631 nucleotides. RefSeq names its product transcription factor MYB20-like. The record is from RefSeq and is a predicted model, not a curated record. Gene Ontology annotation, biological process: regulation of stomatal movement. The coding region runs from base 327 to 1412 and encodes 361 amino acids. The transcript has 3 exons. Lineage: Eukaryota; Viridiplantae; Streptophyta; Magnoliopsida; Fagales; Betulaceae.